CUGCUUCCCUGCUCAGGCAUCCUUGCGGAAAAGGCCCAGGGGCUGCCGGCCUUCCCAGCACAUCUCCCUCCCCACCACGCUCUGGGUGAAGGCGGCUUUGCUCACCGCCUGCGCGUCCACCCCACGACAGCAGAAUGCCGUACUGUCGUCUCUGGCAUUGACAGUGUCCGUUCGCCUACCUGAGAAGAUGCUGGGGUCAUGCUGGCCUGGGGAGGGGAGCCCAUCUCUAAUGUCCCAUGAGCAAGGGCUCCCCACUGAGCUCAGGUGGACCCAGAAAACCCUCCCACAGCCCCUGAGAUGGAGGGAAGGGCUCCGGCUCAUUCCCCACUCCUCAGAGUCAUCUCUCCCUCAGAACCAGAUAAGCAUGUAGGCUGCGGCUGCAUGUACAGGAAUGUUGGUGUGGGCAGGGUUUCUCCAGAUGCCUGAACCUCCAUUUCCCUCUCUGUACCAUGGGAUAAAGGGACUUCUGGUCCUCCCGUGUUGUUUUGGAUGUGGAUAGCGAGAGAGAAUGCAGGAAAGGGGCGAACAUGCCCAUCUGGCACUCUCUGAGUGUCACAGGAACGUAGCUGGGACUGGAACCCUGCCUCCACCACGGACUGGCUGUGUGACCUUAGGUGAGUUUCUUGGCCUCUCUGGGCCUGUGUCCUCCUCUGUCAGAUUGGUGAUAAUUUUCUCUCUCUCGUAAGAUUGAGACUGAGGGAGGAGCAAGGUAAAUAAUAAGGAAGUGUUCAGAAUGGUGCCUUGGGUGUUAGAAGCCUUGGCCAUAGCUGUGAGAAGUGGCACACGCCUGUGAUCCCAGCUUGGGAAGGUGGAGGCCGUCCUAGGCUGUGUGGAGAGACGAUGCCACCCCCUUCGCAGUAGAAGAAAGACUUGAACGUUUGAAGUGAUGAGAAGACCCGAGGCUCAACUUCAUGGAUGGCGGGCUUGAAGUUUCAGCCCCGCUCCUUCAGCUGUGUGGCCCUGGGGAGGUUCUCCGAGACCUCCCGGAACCUCAACUCUCCUGUGACGCACAAAGCCUACAAAUCCGAUGAAGGGGGAAGCUGCUGGGCGGCCACAGCCGGGAGCCUGGUACCCAGGUGGCAUCCUGAAGGACAGGGAAGGAGAGAAGUUUUGAUGGGAGUUGACCACGCUGGGAGCUGGUUUCCCAGCGUGCGGACAGUUGUGCCGAGGGACCCCUCCGGCCACGCACCCACAGGAUUUAUCUUGACUGUGUUCCCCAAGCCCCUGCCUUCCUCGUGAUGGCUGCACUGAACUGCCAUGGCUGCAGGUCCCUCUUCACCCCUGUGCGGAGAGAAGCGGCCACAGAACCUGAUCAGGUGGUGGCUCUGAGUAAGAGAAGCCAGGAAGCAGAGGCAGCGCUCCUGAGUGUUUAUAAGCAAUUAAUUGAAGCGCCAGACGCUAUUCCUUCUUUUGAGGUGGCGCGGACUCUGGACGACAGACUGCAGCGCCCCAGCUUUGACCCCAGUGGGCAGCGCCUACAAGACGUGCACGUCUCGUGGAAGAGGUGCCCAGAGCCGCCCAGUGUCAGAGAGCAGAACGAGGGGACGUGCCCUACCGGGCACACGCCGGCCAACGGCAGCCACCUGCACACCCAGCACACCCUCCUGACAGACACCUUGUUGCAGAAGGAUGAGGCCGAGAGACAGAAGGGCCUCCAAGAAGUCCACGUCACCUUGGCAGCCAGGCUGGGGGAGGCAGAGGAGAAAAUCAAGGUGUUACAUUCAGCGCUAAAAGCCACACAGACGGAGCUGCUGGAGCUGAGGAGGAAAUAUGAUGAGGAGGCUGCGUCCAAGGCAGAUGAGGUCGGCCUGAUCAUGACAAACCUUGAAAAAGCCAACCAGCGAGCAGAGGCUGCCCAGCGGGAGGUGGAAAGCCUGCGGGAGCAGCUGGCCUCGGUCAACAGCUCCAUCCGCCUGGCUUGCUGUUCCCCCCAGGGACCCGGUGGGGAGAAGGUGAGCUUCGCGCUGUGCUCAGGGCCCCGGCUGGAGGCAGCCCUGGCCUCCAAGGACAGAGAGAUCCUGAGGCUGCUGAAGGAUGCCCAGCAGCUACGACACUCCUUGCAGGAGCUGGAGGAGGUCUCAGCCAACCAGAUCGCUGACCUGGAGCGGCAGCUAGCAGCCAAGUCUGAGGCCAUAGAGAAACUACAAGAAAAGCUGGAGGCCCAGGCUGACUAUGAAGAGAUUAAAACAGAGCUGAGCAUCCUGAGAGCCAUGAAGCUGGCCUCCAGCGCUUGCAGCCUCCCGCAGCCUUGCUUCCCGUCUCCUCAGGCCCUGACCAAGCCGGACGACCCUCUGCUCAUGGCCAAGGAGGCCUUCUUUCCCACACAGAAGUUCCUGCUGGAGAAGCCAGCGCUGUUGGCCAGCCCUGAGGAGGAUCCCUCGGAGGACGACUCUAUCAAGAGUUCACUGGGCACGGAGCCCUCCUACCCUCCUCAGCUUCCACCUCCACCAGGCCCGGAAGACCCACUGUCCCCAAGCCCUGGGCAGCCACUGCUGGGCUCCAGCCUGGGUCCUGAUGGGCCAAGGACUUUCUCACUGUCCCCCUUCCCCAGCCUGGCACCCACGGAGAGGCUGGCCGGGGACCCCCUGCUGCCCAAGCACAUAAUGGGCCCUGCGGCUGCCUUCAAAGGGGAGGCGGGCAACCUGCUGGCAUUCCCACCGGCCUUCUAUGGUGGUGCCAAGCCUCCGGCGGCUCCCGCCACCUCCGCGCUGGGCCCUGAGCCCGCUGGGGCCCCGGAGGCUGUGGACGGGGCUGGGCCCGAGGAGGAGCAGCUGGACACGGCCGAGAUCGCCUUCCAGGUGAAGGAGCAGCUGCUGAAGCACAACAUCGGCCAGCGUGUGUUCGGUCACUACGUGCUGGGGCUGUCGCAGGGCUCGGUGAGUGAGAUCCUGGCGCGGCCCAAGCCCUGGCGCAAGCUCACGGUGAAGGGGAAGGAGCCCUUCAUCAAGAUGAAGCAGUUCCUGUCGGAUGAGCAGAACGUGCUGGCCCUGCGCACCAUCCAGGUGCGGCAGCGAGGCAGCAUCACCCCGAGAAUCCGAACACCCGAGACGGGCUCAGACGACGCCAUCAAGAGUAUCCUGGAGCAGGCGAAGAAGGAGAUUGAGUCUCAGAAGGGAGGUGAGCCCAAGAAUUCCACAGCCUCCGUGAGCAUCCCCAACGGCACCGCCUCCUCCAGCACCUCGGAAGACGCCAUUAAGAACAUUCUGGAACAAGCCCGCCGCGAAAUGCAAGCCCAGCAGCAGGCCCUGCUGGAUAUGGAGUCAGGACCCAGGGGCCGCUCUGUGCCUCCCUCUCCUCCGGAGCGGCCCUCGCUGGCCGCUGUGAGCCAGAACGGGGCCCUGGCCUGCGUGAAGCAGGAGGAUGGCGGCGGUGGCUGCAGCAGCAGCAGCUGCAGCAGCAGCAGCAGUAGCAGCAGCAGCAGCAGCAGCAGCAGCAGUAGCAGUGCGCAGGCGCCGCUGGCUGUCCUGUCCCCCGCGGCCUUUGUGCAGCGGAUUAUCCGCAAGGUGAAGUCGGAGAUCGGCGACGCCGGCUACUUUGACCACCACUGGGCGUCGGACCGCGGCCUGCUCAGCCGCCCCUAUGCCUCCGUGUCGCCCUCCCUCUCCUCCUCUUCCUCCAGCUACUCGGGACAGCCCAAUGGGCGAGCCUGGCCCCGCGGGGACGAGGCAGCCAUCGGCCCUGAGGAUGAGGCAGCCGUGGGCGAGGAUGAGCCUCCCAGGGUGGGAGAGUUCAAGACCGAGGCCGGGGUCCCCGAGGUGGGCAGCGGGAGGCUGCCCUACUACCCGGCCUACGUGCCCCGCACACUCAAGCCCACCGUGCCGCCCCUGACGCCCGAGCAGUACGAGCUGUACAUGUACCGGGAGGUGGACACGCUGGAGCUGACCCGCCAGGUCAAGGAGAAGCUGGCUAAGAACGGCAUCUGCCAGCGCAUCUUUGGGGAGAAGGUCCUGGGGCUGUCCCAGGGCAGCGUGAGUGACAUGCUGUCACGCCCAAAGCCAUGGAGCAAGCUGACACAGAAGGGCCGAGAGCCCUUCAUUCGCAUGCAGCUGUGGCUAUCAGACCAGCUGGGCCAGGGCCAGCCCCCAAGCCAGCAGCCCAGCGCCACGCAGGCCAGUCCCACUGAGCCGAGGUCCUCACCGUCACCUCCCCCAAGCCCUACGGAACCUGAAAAGACUUCCCAGGAGCCCCUGGGCCUGUCGCUGGAAAGCAGCAAAGAGAACCAGCAGCCUGAGGGUCGGGCCAGCUCCUCCCUGGGCGGGAAGCCCUUCUCAGGCAGCCAGGCUGCAGGGGGCAUCCAGGAGAUGGUGGCCAUGUCCCCAGAGCUGGACACAUACUCCAUCACCAAGAGGGUCAAGGAGGUCCUCACAGACAACAACCUAGGGCAGCGGUUGUUUGGUGAGAGCAUCCUGGGGCUGACACAGGGCUCCGUGUCGGACCUGCUGUCGAGGCCCAAGCCCUGGCACAAGCUGAGCUUGAAGGGCCGGGAGCCCUUCGUGCGCAUGCAGCUGUGGCUGAGCGACCCCCACAACGUGGAAAAACUGCGGGACAUGAAGAAGCUGGAGAAGAAAGCCUAUCUGAAGCGCCGCUACGGACUCAUCGGCACAGGCUCCGACAGCGAGUCCCCGGCUGUGCCCUCAGAGUGCCCCAGCCCCUGCCAGCAGCAGCCCCAGGAGCUGAGCCUCAUGCAGGCCAAGAAGCCACGCGUGGUGCUGGCGCCCGCCGAGAAGGAGGCGCUGCGGAAGGCCUACCAGCUGGAGCCCUAUCCCUCCCAGCAGACCAUAGAGCUGCUAUCACUCCAGCUCAACCUCAAGACCAACACUGUCAUCAACUGGUUCCACAACUACAGGUCCAGGAUGCGUCGUGAGAUGCUGGUGGAGGGAACACAGGAUGACCCAGACUUUGACCCAAGUGGGGGUCCCGGUGUCCUGCCACCAGGCCACACCCACAUAGACCCCACCCCGCAGAGCCCUGACUCAGAGGCUGAGGACCAAAAGCCCCCAAUGAAGAGCCUGGAGCUGCAGGAAUCUGAGAGUCCUGCACCCCGAGCUGCCCCAGACAGGGCUCUGGUGAGGAUUAAGCAGGAGGAGAUUACAGAGGUGGAUGAGGACAGCCAGCCCCUGGAUGUAGGGGAUCCAGACAGAGGGGAAGGCAGCCCCAAAGAGGAGCAGACCCCCGCUCUGGGGAACACUGGACUCCCAGAGCUGGCCCCCGGGCCCUUCCUUUCAGACACGCCCAACCCAGGCUGCCCUUCAUCGCACACCCCCGAAGAAAAGGAGGUUGGGGAACAGGUUCACUCAGACCCUCUGGGUUUCAAGUCCACCUCGGAAUCCUCAUGCUGCAGCCUGGAGGGGCCACCGAACUCACCCUCUGCCAUCUCUUCACCAGACCUCAUGACAUGCGUGUCACCCAUCCCCUCCUCCUCAGCCCCCAUCUCCCCGUCCCUACCUGGCGUCCCACCUGCCAAAGUGCCGAGUGCCAGCCCCACUGCUGACACAGCUGCAGCCUUGCACCCCAGCACCAAGGUGAACCCCAACUUACAGCGGCGGCAUGAGAAAAUGGCCAACUUGAAUAGCAUAAUCUACCGACUGGAGAGGGCUGCCAACCGGGAAGAGGCCCUGGAGUGGGAAUUCUGAACCGGUGGGGGGUGAGUGGUGUACCCCAGUGGUCACCUUCUCUCUCCUUCACCCCCUCCCUCUCCCAGAUGGGGUGGGGCCAGAGAGGUAAGAACUCAGCCAUGUAAAUGUGGACAGCAAUGUUAAGCCGUUUACGUUUAUUGUUGUAACACUAGUUACCUGAAGUUGUGUGUGAGCAGAUGCCACCGCCUCUUCUUUUUCACAGCCCUGCUGGUAGGAGGCACUGGGAUCCUGCCCUUGUCCCCUCCCCCGCGGGAGGCAGGACCAAAACGGCACCACAUUCUCACCCAAAAACUCCAAACUCUUUUAGAAAAAUAAAGAAAUAUUUAUAGACCUCUUUCAGCUAUUUUAAUAAAGGAUCCUUUGGAAUUUAUCCCCAGCCGAUGCUGUUUUGAUAUUAAAGAGAGUUAUAAAAUCAGAUGCUGUCACUGCUGCUGUGGAGCAGACACAGACGCUGUGUAAAUUUUUUUUUUUUUUUUUUUGCCAUGAGAUGAGAUUAAAAGACAACUGUUCAAAGCCAUCGCAAAGCACUCUUUAAGACGGACCAAAUUCAGAAAAACCCUUGGACUGCGGGUUUUGGUGUUUCUUCCCCCCCCCACGCCUGUCUGUGAGACACAGCACGAUGCUGCUGCCGCCCUUCCAGAACCCGUAUUACAAAGAGAAAGUCCAAAAGACUCUAAAUGAAAACCUCCAUGCUGCUGAGGGUGGGACCAUGCCGGCGGCCUGUCUGCAGGCUCCAGGUCGCAGGAGAUCCUGUCGCUGGUGGAAAUGUUGCCCUUAGCGAAUGUAGUGUGUUUCACAAAGGCCUCCAAGCCCGAGUUAGAAACCUCCUGUGGAUAGACAAAGUGUUUCCGGAACCUUUGGAAAACUGGGGUGUGGGGGAGGUACUCAAAGAGGGUCACUUAUGUCAGAGUGACCCUGGCUCCCAUCCUGAAUCGUGGCCGUACUUGGAAGGUUUCUCCUAAGGUCUGAGCAAGGCCACUCUAUUCCAGAAAACCCUGUGGCUUCCACCUUCCUUCCUUAUUUCUAGAAGAGAAAGCGUUGCUUCACCGUAGCCCCCCAAAGCUUAGCAACCAGCUCCGAAAACUAGAUCCAUCCAGUCAGAUACCUCAAACUCUGUUUCCCACCAUCUUCUGAAGUUAACAUCGGUGCAUCUCUGGAAAGUGUCCAGGAGUCUGUGGAACUCGGUAAGGCCAAAGUCACUACGACACGGCCACCAUAUCCCCCCACCUCUUGGUCUAUUUUCCUACACAAGACCUGCUUGUGAUCAAAAAAAUGUGACUCCUCUAACUCUGAAACAGCCUUCCUCCAACCUGAUCGGGAUUUCCAGGGAGAAAGGUCCCAUUGGAUGCGACGGCCUCCGUAUCAGAUCGGCUGUUGAGUCUCUCCAGCCUUUAUUCCUUUCUUUUUUUUUUUUUUUCCCACACUGUGGAAGCUGAACUGGCCGUGAUGAUAAAUGUGUGGGCAUCUCUGUCGCCAUUCAGUGCUCGAGGGACUAACGGCUCUUCCGAUGCAGUGACUAUCUUGAAAUCAUGUGAGCCUAAAGUUGGCCACCAGAAAGGAAAAAAAAAAUAAUGUUCUGGAAUUUCUAACUCUCAUGUGCCCAGCUGCAGACAGAUGACAUCCAACAGGCCCCGGAAAAACCUCUUUUUCCACACAUAACCCUGGCUAUGCAUUGAGAAGUUUUCCACUAUAUACGUUUUUAUCCAGAGGAGGGUAUUUUUAUAUUUUGACACGAGGAAACCAUGAUGAGUAUUCAGAGGAAUCCGUUCUGGGACAAACGAAGCCUGUCUCGGCCUCUGCCGCCCCCGUGGCUACACACCCCCACCCCCAGGGAGACCCUGCCACUUCUCAUCCUGAAACUGCCUGUUGUGGUGAUCCACGCCACACGUCGAGGCGACUCAGCAGAAUUCACUGUGGCUUUAGUGUGACGGGAUCUGGUGUUGACCUUUGACCACAGAAUCCUGGUUGUGCAGAAGCCCACGGACCUGCAAGAGAUCCAACCAGUUCACAUCCUACAACGGUUUGAAACAAGCAGACAUACCCACAAACUGUUUCUAUGAGAGAUUGAUGAUGAUGAACUUUGUCUAAAAUUUUACAAAAGGGACACAUUCUGUAAACACGUCCCUAAAUACAGAAUUGUAUAAUAAUCCUGGGUGUCCCCAUUUGUUCUGGAGCUGGGGUGCAAAAUGGGUUCAGAGUCGGUCCUCAGAGGUGUCAUACAAAAUGAGUUUUUGUUUGUUUUAAUUUUUGUUUGCAGGGUUUUGGUGGUGGUGUGUUUGUUUUAUUUUGUUUUUUUUUUUUUUUUAAGACAAGGCCUCACUAUGUAGCCCAGGCUGGCCCGGAACUUAUAGAGAUAUGCCUGCCUCUGCCUUCUGAGUGUUAGGAUUAAUUUCUUUAUUACUAUUAGGGUUUGUGCGGUAUGUGAGUGUGGAUACGUGUGUGGAGAUGAGAGAGCAGCUUGCCAGAGUUGAUUGUCUCUGUGGGUUCCAGGGAAUUGAACUUGGCCGUGAGGCUUGCGUGGCGAGUGUCUUCACCUCCUGAGCUCCCUCACCAGCUCAAAAUCAUAUAUUUAAAAAUUAGGCCUUUUUUGAUUGCUUGUUUGUUUAUAUAUUUAUCAAGACAGUGUCUCGCUGUAUAGCCCUGGCUGGCCUGGAACUCAAGAGAUCUGCCUGCCUCUGCCUCCUGAGUGCUGGGAUUAAAGGCGUACGCCACCA
Messenger RNA from Peromyscus californicus insignis, 8350 nucleotides. RefSeq names its product cut like homeobox 2 (gene Cux2). Bases 1239 to 5633 code for a protein of 1464 amino acids. Lineage: Eukaryota; Metazoa; Chordata; Mammalia; Rodentia; Cricetidae. The record is from RefSeq and is a predicted model, not a curated record. The transcript has 20 exons. Gene Ontology annotation, molecular function: DNA-binding transcription factor activity, RNA polymerase II-specific; DNA binding. Gene Ontology annotation, biological process: regulation of DNA-templated transcription.